Messenger RNA from Rhineura floridana, 1573 nucleotides. RefSeq names its product pancreatic and duodenal homeobox 1 (gene PDX1). Lineage: Eukaryota; Metazoa; Chordata; Lepidosauria; Squamata; Rhineuridae. Gene Ontology annotation, cellular component: nucleus. Gene Ontology annotation, molecular function: DNA-binding transcription factor activity, RNA polymerase II-specific; RNA polymerase II cis-regulatory region sequence-specific DNA binding. The coding region runs from base 1 to 831 and encodes 276 amino acids. Gene Ontology annotation, biological process: type B pancreatic cell differentiation; regulation of transcription by RNA polymerase II. The transcript has 2 exons. The record is from RefSeq and is a predicted model, not a curated record.
AUGGACACCGAGGACCAGUAUUACGUCUCCAGCCAGCUCUACAAGGAGCCCUGCGCCUAUCAGAGGUCUCAACCUCAGGAUUACAACCAGAGCCCUCCAGCCUGCCUGUACAUGGGCAGGCAAGCGCAGCAGCAGCAGCCGCCGCCGCAGCAGCCCCCUUACCCGAAUGUGCUAGGGGCCUUGGACCAAGGCAGCCCGGCAGACAUUUCCCCUUACGAGGUGCCCCCCAUCACCGAAGAUCCAGGUAUUUCCCAUCUCCAUCACCAUCCCCACCACCACCACCACCCCUCUCAGCUGCCUCACCCGCACCAGGAAGCGCUCCCCUUUGGAGAUGGGACGGACGCUGGGGUGUUAGAGGAGCCGAGAGUUCACUUGCCGUUCCCCUGGAUGAAAUCCACCAAAUCCCACGCCUGGAAGGGACAGUGGGCUGGCGGCUCCUUCGCGGUGGAGCGAGAGGAGAACAAGCGGACGAGGACAGCCUACACGCGGGCGCAGCUCCUGGAGCUGGAAAAGGAGUUUCUCUUCAACAAGUACAUCUCCCGGCCCCGCCGGGUGGAGCUGGCCGUCAUGCUGAACUUGACCGAGAGGCACAUCAAGAUCUGGUUCCAGAACCGGCGGAUGAAGUGGAAGAAGGAAGAGGAUAAGAAGCGAGGCCCCGGCGGCGGCGGCGGCGGCGGCCAGGAGCCGGAGCAAGACUGCGCGGUGUCUUCGGGAGAAGUGCCGGCGAAGGAGGAGACUGAAGAGGAGCGCCCGGCGGCGAGCCUGGCCUCCGUGGACCUGCUCCCCGCCAGCCCCAACGCCUCCCCCAGGAGGCAGCAAGACGCGCGGUGAAAGGAGCCGGUGAAAAACUCAGGAGCUGGUCUGGCCCCUCGCCGGGAUGUUUGGCACCGCCGUCGCAACGGCGAUUCGGCUGAAAAAGUCCUCGAGUGUCUCUAGUCCCAUCUCCUCCGAAAAUGGACGAAAGCGGGGGCAGCCAACCUGGCGCCCUCCAGAGGUUUACAACUGCCAUCAGCCCCAGCUGACCUGACGCCCUCGAGAUGUUGCGGGCUACAACCCCCAUCAGCCCCAGCCACUUUCGCUAAUGGUCCCACCAAUGGGACAGCUCCCAUAAUCACCUAAUGACCACUGCCCAUAGCUGCCUGGGGUUGAGCUAAGGUGGAGUCCAACAGCUCCUGAGCGGUGUCACCCAGUGGCGGCUGGUGGCUCUGAUGUCAGUGGGGCAGUGAAUCCGCUCCAGGUUUUAGUCUGAGCUUUCAAGGAGCUGUCCAAGGUGGAUAGUUCCUUGAAAGCUCAGGCUGAAAUCUGAAGCAGAUUCACUGCCCCGCUGACAUCGGAACCAAAAGCCUCUACUCAUCCCACCCCAGACCUCAGGAAACGGGGGGGGGGAGGGAGGAGAGAAAACAAAAGUAUUUCCCUUUCCAAAUCUUUCUGUUCCGUGUUUCUUGUACAUUUUUAAAAAAGAUGCAGUCCCUGUUAAGAAGCCUUUUAAAGAAAUGUGUUUAUUUUAAAUGUUUUUCAAGAAUGCAUAUUUAAAUGAUUGUUCUGUGUAAUAAAUAUUCAGACACUGAGAAAA